Molecule: messenger RNA, 3001 nt
Organism: Exaiptasia diaphana
Lineage: Eukaryota; Metazoa; Cnidaria; Anthozoa; Actiniaria; Aiptasiidae
Product: protrudin
Exons: 13
Coding region: 266-1435 (389 amino acids)
Biological process (GO): endoplasmic reticulum tubular network formation; vesicle-mediated transport; protein localization to plasma membrane
Cellular component (GO): endoplasmic reticulum tubular network
Molecular function (GO): metal ion binding
Source: RefSeq, a predicted model, not a curated record
AUUGCAAAAAGAAACGAGGGAUUUCAACGUUUUAUCAUCUUUUUGGGUGUAAACGUGAAUUCGUACAUCUUUUCUUACAUCUAAAUCCGUGAAGUAGAGUAUUUCUAAGGUAGCGUUCUUAAUUCGAGGACAACGGGGAUCGAUCUCAGAUCAAGAGCGAAAGCGCUCGUCCUGGGAUGAUUCAGUUUCAAAAUUGAACUUGAAGAGAUGUAACCUUAAUAUCCGUUACCGAAUAACUUUAUUCUGUGAGAAUAGACUCAUAACAAUGUGCGAAACAAACCAAUUCACUGCUAACAGUGGCGAACAAASACGAGMCACGMAGGAAGACGAAUUUUACAACGAGGAACAAAAUGGCUUGGUGAAGUUUGACAUUGGUGAAUUUGUGCACAAUCACAGAAAGGUCCAGCUUCUUCUAGGGCCRUGGAUCAGGCUUUUGGACACCCUGUUGAACAUCAUACGAUGGCAGUCUCCAUAUGUGUCUUUGUUCUGGAUGGUAUUAUUUUGUUUCAUUGCUGUUUUUUCUCCAAUUUGGUUUAUAGUAAUACCAUUCUUCUAUGUCAUAAGCAUCAUGUGCUUGUCUGGUAUCAAGAAACAAGGCAAGCAAAAGAGUAAAACUAUACAAAGAACCAUUAAAAAGAAAGCUGAUAACAAUGACUUGAUCUUUAAAGCAACUGUUGAGAAGCAGGUCAAGGAAGAUGUUAAAGACUUCAUCACACUAUUAGUUCAGCUAGAAGCACUAACUGAACUGCUCACAAAGGGACUAGAGGAUAUUAACAGAAUUAUAAAAUGGGAAGAUUUCAAGACUUCAAUAAGUGUUUUCCUUGGCAUGCUGUUUGCAAUCAUAUUACUACUUCUAGUGCCUUUAUCAGCAAACCUUGUGUUUGUUAUUGUGAGUGUGUUUUGCCUCAAUGUYGGCUUCAAACCAGUUGCUGUUCAAGUUUUCUCUGCAUUCAAGAAGGAAAUCAAGAGUGCUUUGUCAUUGCUUGGUCUCGGGGAAUUAUUAUUCUCAGCCAAGACUGACAGGCAAAUGUCUGCUAGCAGUAUGGAAGAGGAUAAAUGGUAUGAUGCUGAAGUGAAUGGGAUGCCCGAGCAAAGCAGUGAUGAAUAUGACAGUGAUAGUUAUUCUCAGGAGCUGCAGGAUUCAUCGUCAAUUUUAUCACAACUAGCUGACUAUAGGAGAAAGCAGAAAAAAUUAAACAGUGGAAAAUGUCGUUCUUGUGAUGUUCCAUUCUCGUCAAUCCUCAAGAAACGGCAAUACUGCAGACACUGUGGAGAAAGUUUCUGUUCAAAAUGUUGCUCWCAYCGAGURAAACGAUCAGUCUUUGGAGCAACAGCACCUGCGGCCUAUGAAGAAACAGUUUUGGUUUGUAAACCAUGUUUURAUCUACUGAUGAAUGUGAAUGCUAUCGAUCAGCCAACUGGGACAGCAUGGUGAACGGAAAAUCUUAUUCGAGUUGAAACACAUGGAAAAACUACAAGGGGAAUGACCGAUCCUGUGCAGUGACCAAACAAUCAGAACGCUCAGGGCCAGAUACCCGACAUUAGUCUUUCGUUGUUACAUAUUYUUUCGUAUGUGUAACUCUUAAUUUCUGUAUCUAAAGAAAAAUCAAGUUAUCGUCAACAACAGGUCAAGAGUUAAUUUGAUAAACAUACUUGGAGAAUUUUGAUGCUGGGUGUUGCUCAAGGCAUUAUAGUAGGGCCACUUAUUGUAUUCAAAGAAGAAUCAAGUUAAAUAUUAUCAAUAUCAGGUCAAGAGUUAUUUUAAUAAACAUUCUUGGAGAAAUUUGAUGUCGGGUGUUCCUCAAGGCAUUAUAGUGGGGCCACUUCUUGUAUUCAAAGAAGAAUCAAGUUAAUAUCAUCAAUCACAGGUCAAGAGUUAUUAUGAUAAACAUACUUGGAUAAUUUUGUUGGGUGUUCCUCAAGACAUUAUAUUGGGUCCACUUCUUGGUACACUAUCCUUCUAUACGUCUGAUUUACUUGAAAGGUGGGACAAAAGCAACUAGCAAAUGAUGAACAUUUGGUAGAAGGUUUUAUCCCAACUCUCUCGUUCAAAGUAUGACUGGAUCCUUUGGCAUAUGAGCAGCAUUCUCAACUCCAUCGAGGCUACGAUCAUCUSAAAGACGUUAUAACGGUUUGCCUAUUUCGUCUUUUAGAAAAGUGGRCAGCAACAACUAUUGAUUGAAACAUUUGACGAAUAUUUGAAGAGUUUUCACGUUUAUGUAAUGAAUUUUGUUUGAGCUCUUCAAUUUAAAUUCUUACCCUGUCGGGAACGUCUGUUUUAAAUCAAGUAUAACAACGAUUUUUAAAAAGCUACAAUUGCGGUGUGAACUAGACAUAUCUCAAGUUAGGAUAAUCAUCAAAUCAAAUCAAGAUAUUUACCACAGAAGAAGUAAGGGAGUUAAAGUUGUGUUCGUCCGCACAGCUCCUACGAUACGGUUGCUAAGGACYACAAAACUUACAGGUAACCUUGCUCUCGCGGUAUUAAAUCCUCGAGCAGUCUUCGUCAGAAAAUUACGUUGUUUUCCAAGUGACUUGUCUCAAGAGAGAAAUGGCAGGAGUAURAUAAGAUGGCUUCUGUUUCACUUGUUUUAUGGCCUCGACUUUUCCAUUACUUCAUAAAUGACUUUCAUGUUGUGGAAUGUCAGUGAUUCUGAUUACCUCAACAAGGCAGUGAAACUAUUGAAAUUGUCGUGCUGUGAUUGGUGGAAUGGCGUCCAAUACCUGUCAUAACAGGUAUGAUGAUAUCAUGAUGCGUUGAUGCAGAAAAACUGGGCUUGAAAUCCGCGUUAUUUGAACACAGCUGUGUAGCCAAGGAUGRAACAAAUUGAUACAGUUGAAAAGACAACAUUACCUCAUGUUUGAAAACAACUAUCAUAAUUUGACAAAUGACCUGUACAGUAUAGUAAAAUCAARUAAGAUGGUAUCAAUUGAGUGAAGCUUAUACCAACAUAUGACCAUUUCGAAGUUGAAUUAAUUUAUUUAAUGAUCUAUUGAAUUCAAU